UUUUGUUCUCGGAUAUGCAACCUUGAUGAUAGUCAGAGCUCAGUUCUGCUUUUACGUCAUUGCCACUCCACACGUCUUAACCACUUAGCCAGGACAGUUCCUGUUUCUCUUUUGAUACCUGCAGCUCAGAAGCACGACCGAACUAGUUGUCAAACGUUCAGGAACAUUCUUGGUACAGAGGAUCUGUCACCCGCGCUUUGGAAUCAGAUAUCGCUUCCUGUUAAGAAAGGUGGCUUUGGUGUUUCGCCUCUGGAGAGAGUUUCGCCUGCCGCCUUUCUUGCUGGUUGGGCACACACUUGCCAAUCACUUCUAGACAGGUUUCCAGGUUCAGGUUCCCUGCUGUCGUCUCUGUCAGAUCCAUCUGAAUCUGAUGGCCAAAUUGUCCAUGACCUAGAUGAGGCAGCCGCUAUGAUUCCGCCACUGUUGCUAUCUGAUGAAGAUCCGAAACCAGUUUCGUACGCCCGCCAUGAGCUUCUUUUAGCAGAUGCAAGAAAAUUGCAACACAGACUAUCCAAUGCUAUUGCUCAAAAAGACACCACAGCCCUUUUAGCGUCAGUCGUCUCUGACAAAGAUUCAGCACGAUUACAAUCUCUUCAAGGCCCCUACGCGGGAGCUUGGCUCGACUCUAUACCCUCCUCUCGCAAGUUCGCGCUAUCGUCUCCGGAAUUUAAUUUGGCGUCUUGCAUGAGGUUGGGGAUACCCUUGCCAUUUGGAGAAUGGGUUGCAAAUUGCGAAUGUGGAUCAAAACUCGACGCUGAAGGUUUCCACCUACUUACUUGCAAGUCUGGCGGCGGUCCCAACUGGCAACACAACAGCCUUGUCGCAAGCUGGUCCGACUGCCUUCUCGAUCUUGGUAUACAUCACCGAAAGGAGCCUCGCAACAGAUACAGCAACAGCGAUGAUAGGCCUGAUAUCGUCGUAUUUGACAGCGAAAAUGGCUCAUCUCUAGAUCUAGAUGUUUCAUUCGCCCACCCCUGGAGCAAAGACUAUCUGAAACGAACAGCUCGAAUCUGCGGAUUUGCUGCCAAAAAACGUGAGGACCUCAAGUUUUCAAAAUAUGAUCAGGAACGUCUAGCAAGUGGUGACUCACCAGCAUUCACACCUCUAGUUUUUGAGCACUUUGGCUGCUGGGGUGAGAAAGCUGUCGACUACUUAAGGGUACUUUCGAGAAAAUCUAGGGAUGCUGUUGGAAAAUCCAACACGGCUGACUUCAUAAAUUUUUGGCGUAAGCGCAUCUCUGUUCAGAUUCAAAAGUGCAAUUCAAGGGUCCUAUUAAGGAAGAUUGACAGGCUUACCAACUCAAGGAGACCAUACAAUCACGGUCAAGACUGGGAUGCCCAGUCUAUUUGGGCUUCAUAAUUUUGACAGCUAGUAAAUUAUUAUACGUAUGGAUUACGUUUGGUGACUGUAGCUGUCUACAUUCUAGUUUAGCAUAUCAGUGAUUUCUGUAUAUUUGGCUGUUUAGUUAUAUCUGAAAUAUAUC
This is a messenger RNA of Corticium candelabrum, 1483 nucleotides long. RefSeq lists its product as uncharacterized. The transcript has a single exon. The record is from RefSeq and is a predicted model, not a curated record. Lineage: Eukaryota; Metazoa; Porifera; Homoscleromorpha; Homosclerophorida; Plakinidae. The coding region runs from base 409 to 1359 and encodes 316 amino acids.